Messenger RNA from Cryptosporidium muris RN66, 1356 nucleotides. RefSeq lists its product as uncharacterized. Gene Ontology annotation, cellular component: cytoplasm. Lineage: Eukaryota; Apicomplexa; Conoidasida; Eucoccidiorida; Cryptosporidiidae. The transcript has a single exon. The coding region runs from base 1 to 1356 and encodes 451 amino acids. Gene Ontology annotation, molecular function: GTP binding; ATP hydrolysis activity. The record is from RefSeq and is a predicted model, not a curated record.
AUGUCCUUAAAAAAGGAGUACGUGAUUGGAUGCGUCGGAAAGCCAUCUUCUGGCAAAUCAACCUUCUUUAACUCAGCUACUGAUAGCACUGCGAAGAUUGGCAACUAUCCAUUUACAACUAUUGAACCAAAUGUUGGUAUCACUUAUUACACUACUAAAUGUCCAUGUAAGACCUAUAAUGUAAAGUGUAAACCAAAUUAUGGGAUGUGUAAAGAUGGAAGGAGAUAUAUACCUAUAAAAAUACUGGAUAUAGCUGGACUAAUUCCAGGAGCUUAUCAAGGCAAUGGUUUAGGUAAUAAGUUUCUGGAUGAUCUACGUCAUGCAGAUGUGUUACUACAUAUUAUUGAUAUAAGUGGUACAACCAAUGAAAAGGGUGAAGAAACACUACAAUAUGAUCCAAUAAAGGAUCAUGAUUGGCUAUGUACGGAAUUAGAGAUGUGGAUAUUUAAUAAUAUCUAUACUUCCUGGUCAGCUAUUAUUAGAAAACAAAAGAUGGGGAAUAUAUCAAUAUUUAAAAUACUUCAAAGUCAAUUUUCUGGAUAUGGAUCAAAUGAAGCUAUAAUUACUAAGUUGUUAGAUCUAAUGAAACUGAGAGAUACAACAGAUCUCUCACUAUGGUGUAAGGAAGAUAUUAUUUUUCUUGUGAAGAUAUUUAUUCAAGUGAGAUUUCCUUUUGUAUUGGUUUUAAAUAAAGCUGACAAGGUAAAUAAAAAUACAAGCAAUAAUAUCAUUCGUAUUCACGAAAAAUAUGGGGAUUCUUGCAAAAUAGUUGUUGCUUCUUCAUUAGCAGAGUGCUUUCUGAAGAAGAUGGUAAAGCAGAGCUAUAUUCGUUACAUAGAAGAUGAUAAUGAUGAUUCGUUUAGCAAUAAAGUGACGUUUGUAACAUCAAAUGAUUCAGGUAAAUUAUAUAAUAAAGAUGACGAGAAACCACUGAAAGAGUUGGAUGAUAAAUUAAAGAACCGUCUUGAAAAUAUUAAAGAUAUGGUUCUAUUUAGAUAUGGUGUUACAGGUAUAAAGGAAGCCAUUAAUGCAGCUGUUGAAUUAUUAGAUAUUAUUCCCGUAUAUCCAGUAAGAAAUAUACGUUAUUUCACAACAAAUUCGAAUAUGAAAGGUGUACAAGCAAGUGGUUCAUAUGGGAAUAUAGUUGGUUCUUCAAAUAUAGCCCUUCAAGAUUGCUUACUUGUAAAGAAUGGAACGACAGUAAGACAACUUGCUAAAAUACUGGGGCAUGAUAUUGACAAGAAUUAUCUAUAUGCAGAGACUAUUGGUUGUGUUAAGGUUGCAGAUGACCAGCCUUUGUCAAACAACCUGAACAUUGUUAAAAUUAUAACCACCAAGCAAAUUAAUUCUGUUUAA